AUGCCUGUCGUGCCGGCCGAGAAGCUGGUGAAGCUCCAGCGACAGGGCGACGGUAUCAGAAAUGUGCGUGCACCUCCCCAACACCAAUUUCUGCGACGCUGAUGGGCUGGCAGCUGACGAUGCAUCGUAGAUUUGUAUACUGGCACAUGUCGUACGUGGUUUCAGAAUGUCACUCCCGCCUCGCCUGAUCGCAUCUUAACAAAACCUUCAGGACCACGGCAAAACCUCCGUGACGGAUGCCCUGAUCGCCACCAAUGGCAUUAUCUCACCCAAGCUGGCCGGCAAGAUCCGCUACCUCGACUCAAGGCAGGAUGAGCAACUGCGCGGAAUCACCAUGGAGUCCUCUGCCAUCUCGCUGUACUUCUCGCUGUUGAGAAGAAGUGCUCCCGGCGCUGCGCCCGAACAAAAAGAGCAUCUCAUCAACUUGAUCGACUCGCCCGGCCACAUCGAUUUCAGCUCGGAAGUGUCUACUGCCUCCAGACUGUGCGAUGGCGCUGUGGUCCUCGUCGAUGCUGUGGAGGGUGUGUGCUCUCAGACUGUCACCGUGCUACGGCAGACGUGGGUCGAGAAGCUCAAACCGCUACUCGUCAUCAACAAGAUGGACAGACUCAUCACAGAGCUGAAGCUCAGUCCUGGCGAGGCAUAUACACAUCUCUCGAAGCUGAUCGAGCAAGUCAAUGCCGUAAUGGGUAGCUUCGCUCUGGGUGAGCGUAUGGAGGACGACCUGCGGUGGCGUGAGCGAAUAGACGAGAGGGUAAGUGCAGCGGCAGCUGCCAAGGACCAAGACGCAAAUGGCACCGACAAGGGUCGCCGAGAAAGUGUCGGUGAAGAUGAUGAGGGAGUAAUCACUAGCGGCACUCCGGCCGAGUAUGAGGAGAAGGACGACGAAGACAUUUAUUUCGAGCCCGAAAGGAACAACGUCAUCUUCAGCUCUGCUAUCGAUGGCUGGGCAUUCACCACGCGACAGUUUGCUGGUCUGUACGAGAAGAAGCUUGGCAUCAAGCGUACUGUGCUCGAGAAAGUAUUAUGGGGCGACUACUAUCUCGAUCCCAAAACGAAGCGAGUGCUAGGAUCAAAGCAUCUCAAAGGACGAAACCUCAAGCCCAUGUUUGUUCAGCUUGUUCUUGAGCAGAUCUGGGCGGUCUACGAGGCCACCACGGGUGGAACAAAUCAUAAGGGUGACCAAGCACUGCUGGAAAAGAUUACGAAAAGCCUGAACAUCAACAUCCCAGCACAUAUCAUGCGGUCUCGAGAUCCAAAGGCCCUCCUUAGUGCCGUCUUCUCAGCAUGGCUUCCGUUAUCGACAGCACUGCUAGUUUCUGUCAUUGAGCAUCUGCCAUCUCCCAAAUCUGCGCAAGAGGCUCGAAUGCCAGGCUUGCUGGAGCAAUCUCCUGGUUCGGACCACGUUGACAGCAAAGUAAAAGAGGCCAUGAUACAUUCAAAUGCUACGAUGGGCGAGCCCACCGUUGCGUAUGUGAGCAAGAUGGUGUCGAUACCAGAGUCCGAGCUACCUUCAAACAAGCGCCGCGGCGGUGCUCUCACAGCCGAAGAGGCUCGAGAGCUUGGACGCAAGAAGCGAGCAGAGAUUGCACGGGCUCAAGCUCAGGCAAAUGGAGACGCUUCCGUGGACUCUGUCACUGAAGCUCUGAGUACUGCUGCGAUUGGCGAAGAAGAGGAGACUGGAGCCCCCGGCGAUGACGAAGAGCAGUCAAAUGACCCAGAACACCUGAUAGGUUUCGCCCGACUCUUCUCCGGCACCCUUACUGUGGGAGAUGAGGUUUACGUCCUGCCUCCGAAAUUCACUCCAGCGCGGCCGAAUGCGCAGCCUCUUCCGAAGAAGGUCACGAUCACUGCACUUUACUUGCUAAUGGGCCGCAGUCUGGAGACGCUCAACUCAGUACCUGCUGGAAACGUCGUCGGAAUCGCCGGACUAGAAGGCGCUAUCCUCAAGAAUGGGACCAUCUCCUCCCAACUCGAGGGAGCGCCAAACUUAUCUUCCACCGCCACUAUCUCUACCAAUGCUCCUAUCGUGCGAGUUGCUUUGGAGCCUGCGUUUCCCGGGGAUCUGGAUAAGAUGGUGCACGGAUUACGGCUGCUUGUGCAAGCUGAUCCUGCAGUUACCUACGAGCAGCUCGAGAGCGGCGAGCAUGUCAUAUUGACUGCAGGCGAACUGCAUCUCGAGCGCUGUCUGAAAGACUUGAGAGAGCGGUUUGCCAAAUGUGACAUUCAAGCUGGAGAAGCCAUGGUUCCAUAUCGCGAGGGAAUCGUGAAGGCAGAAGAAAUGGACCCUCCGCGAGAUGCUGCGCUAGGACGUGGAAGAGUCGAGGGGGUGACAUCGAGCAAACAAAUCAGCGUCCGUUUGAGGGUCCGGCCCUUGCCGGCUCCAGUGACGGAGUUCCUAGUCAGACACACAGGUGCCGUGAAGCGGUUGUAUUCCGAGCGUAAAGCACAAGAAGAAGAGCGGCUCACUGGUAGCGUCCAAAAUGGAGACGACGGCAAAGACUCUGGCGAUGCGCAAGAACACGAUGUCGAGGCUGAUGAUACAGCCGCAGAAGCGGGACAACAACUUUCCACUUCAGAGUUCAAGGAACGUCUCUCUGAAGCUUUUGCCGAGGAGAAAGCCGAUCGCGAGGUUUGGAAGGACGUCGUGGAGAAGAUCUCGUCGUUCGGACCGCGUCGCGUUGGGCCCAACCUGCUUAUCGAUGCGACCAAGGAUGGCAUUUGCGGGCAAUUGUAAGUCCUUAAAACUCCAUGCGCUGAUCAUUCAACUAACGACUGCAUAGUCUCCGCGAAGAACAGGAAGAGGAUGCCAAUUGCGCCGACGAUGCGCGUUUCAAACACUAUUCGACCCUCGCUGACAACAUCGCCUACGCCUUUCAGCUGGCAGCGUACCAAGGUCCGCUUUGUAAUGAGCCGAUGCAGGGAGUCGCGGUCUUCCUCGAAGAAGUCAACACAGAGCUAUCGGAAGAGGAAGUCAGUGCAAGCAUGGGCCGUCUGACAGGAGAGAUCAUCCGAACUGUCCGCGAAUCCAUCCGAACUGGUUUUCUAGACUGGAGUCCUCGCAUUCUACUCGCCAUGUACAGCUGCGAGAUCCAAGCGUCUGCCGAAGUCUUGGGCAGAGUCUACCAAGUCAUCACAAGACGCAGAGGACACAUCGUCAGUGAAUCACUUCUAGAGCCCUCCACCAAUUUCACAAUCGAUUGCAUGCUUCCGGUUGCCGAAAGUUUCGGCUUCUCGGACGAGAUUCGUCAGCGGACGUCUGGAUUCGCUCAACCGCAGCUCGUAUUCGCUGGAUUUGAAGCGCUGGAUGAGGAUCCAUACUGGGUUCCCACAACGGAGGAAGAGCUGGAAGAUUUAGGGGAGAAGGGAGAUAAGGAGAAUGUUGCGUUGCGGUAUGUGGAUGCUGUGAGGCAGAGGAAAGGGCUGACGGUUAAGAAGAAGGUUGUUGAGAGUGCUGAGAAGCAGAAGACCCUCAAGAGAUAG
Molecule: messenger RNA, 3483 nt
Organism: Lecanosticta acicola
Lineage: Eukaryota; Fungi; Ascomycota; Dothideomycetes; Mycosphaerellales; Mycosphaerellaceae
Source: the annotation of a GenBank genome assembly